AGUUAGAGGAGGAGCCACAGUUGAGGGAGGAGAGCUUCAGCGUCACUCUGAAGAAAUGAAACUUAAAGUUUGUCAGGGUGUCGGCCACGCAGCCGUCCAGAAAGGUCUCCGUUUCUCUUCAAAGAAAUUAAACUAACUUCAUCCAAUCUUUGUCAACGACACAGCAGAGUCUCUGCAAACACAGAUAUGGCUGCUGCAAACUAUCAUCGGUCUGAGGAUCAGUUUCUCUGCUCCAUCUGUCUGGAUGUGUUCAAUGAUCCUGUCACCACAUCAUGUGGACACAACUUCUGCAAAAACUGCAUCACUGAACACUGGAACACCAGCGACCAGUACCUGUGUCCAAUAUGUAAGAAGGUUUUUAACACAAGACCUGAGCUGCACGUCAACACUUUCAUCUCUGAGAUGGUUGGUCAGUUCAGAGACAAAGCUCAGCAGGAAGCCAGCAGCAGCAGCUCAGAGCUACAAGAGUCCAAACCAGGAGAAGUUCUCUGUGACGUCUGCACUGGAACCAAACAGAAGGCCCUGAAGUCCUGCUUAGACUGUCUGGUCUCCUACUGUGAGACUCACCUGGAGCCUCAUCUGACAGCUUCACGUCUGAAAAGACACCAGCUGAUCGACCCUGUGGAGAACCUGGAGGACAGGAUGUGUACGAAGCACGAUAAACCUCUGGAGCUGUUCUGUAAGACCGAUCAGACCUGUGUCUGCAUGCUCUGCUCUGUUUUAGACCACCAGACACACAAGUUUGUUCCUCUGAAAGAAGAAUAUGAAGAAAAGAAGGCAAAGCUGGAGGAGACAGAGACUGAAAUUCAGCAGAUGAUCCAGAAAAGACGACUGGAGAUUCAAGAGAUCAAACACUCAGUGGACCUCAGUAAAGACGAUGCAGACAGAGAGAUGGCAGAAGGUGUUCGAGUCUUCACCGCUCUGAAGGAGUCUGUUGAGAGAGGUCAGGCCGAGUUCAUCGACACGAUCGAAAAGAAGCUGAAAACAACAGAGAAACAGGCCCAAGCUUUCAUCAAAGAGCUGGAGCAGGAAAUCUGUGAGCUGAUGAAGAGGAGCACUGAGGUGCAGCAGCUCUCACACUCUGAAGACCACCUCCAUCUAAUCCAGAGAGUGCCAUCUGUGACCGUUACUCCAGUCUUUGGUGGGAGGAUUGUCCGGGGUUUGAAUCCAUGUCAACCGCUGUACGAGAGGACAUUGAAGAAAGCUGUGGCUCAGCUGGAGGAGACUCUCAGUGAAGAGAUGAAGAAGUUGGUUCAAACUGAGCUGAAGAGAGUCCAGCAGUAUGCUGUGGAUGUAACUCUUGAUCCUGAUACAGCACAUCCACAUCUCAUCCUGUCUAAAGGUGGGAGACAAGUACGUAAUGGUGAUGUGAAGAAGAAUGUUCCCAACAACCCAAGGAGAUUUUCUUCUUGUGCUUGUGUUUUAGGAAAGCAGAGUUUCUCUUCAGGCAGAUUUUACUUCGAGGUUCAGGUUAAGGGAAAGACUGGGUGGGAUUUAGGAGUGGCCAGAGAGUUCAGUAAAAGAAAGGGAGAUAUUUCACUGAGUCCUCAAAAAGGUUUCUGGACUAUAUGGUUGAGAAAUGGAAAUGAAUAUGAAGCUCUUGAUGACUCUUCAGUCCGUCUCUCUCUGAAGUGUCGUCCUGAGAAGGUGGGGGUGUUUGUGGAUUAUGGGGAGGGUCUGGUCUCCUUUUAUGAUGUUGGUGCUGCAGCUCUGAUCUACUCCUUUACAGACUGCUCCUUCAGGAUGAAACUCUUCCCUUACUUCUAUCCUGGUCUUGAUGAUGAUGAUAACUCUGCCCCUCUGAUCAUCUGUCCUGUCAGAGUUAAAUAACUAUUUCCCUGAUGCUCUUGUUUCACCAAAUUGAACAAAGAUGCACAACUUAUAUUUUAUAUCUUAAAUUUAGCAGGUGUUGACUGUGAUUGAUUUAAAGUUUACUGUUUAGUUUAUUGUUCCCAUUACACAGAGCUGCCAAGUGUCACGCAUUGGCUGUGAGAGUCAGGCAGAUGAGCAUCUUCACACAGUCACACGCUAACCAUCCUAUUUCAAUCGCUAACGGUCCUAUAAAUUGCCCCUUUUUAUGUUUCCCCACCCUGAAAUAUAUUUCCUCACUUGCUGCUUGCCGUACUCGGGGCCCUAUUCUGCUUCUGACUCACUUACCCAGUGAUCACAGGGAAUAAACGUCACCACCCCCUCCCACUCGCUCGAGGUGAAUUCUCCUGAUUAUAUCCUGCUGUGUUCUUUUUUUUUUUUUUUUAUUUAUUCUUUUUUUUUAUUAGGUGAUGCAGAACAAUACAAGACGAGUGAGGGAUAUGACAAGAACAAAAGUAUGUAGGAGACAGGGGAGACACGACAAUACGAUGCACAGCAUAGACAAAGACAAAACAGGCAGGCAGGGAGUAAUAAUAACGUUUUGCAAUUUUGUGGUAGUGUGGCAGUUUUGUGGUGUUGAAGGGCCCUGCUUGUGUAUGUGUGUGUGUAAUUCGAGUGUAUGCUUGUGUUUUUUUUUUGUUUUUUUCCUUUCCUUUUUUUUCUUUUUUCCUCCCUUCCCCUCCUCUAUACCCCUAUUCCUAUUUUUGUCCUUCUUCUUUCCCCCAUUCCAUUUUUCUUUUCUUUCUUUUUUUAAUUAAAUUUUUUUUAUUUUUUUAUUUCCUUCUCAUCCUUUUUCUUCUUUCCCCUUUCUUUCUCUAUAUAUUAUCUUUUUUUUUUUUCUCCUUCCUUUCUACUUCAGUCAUUGUGUGAUGCAGGGGUCCAGCUGUGUUCUUGAGGAGGCUGGAGGAGAAAUUCCGGGUGAAGAGAGAAACAUUCAGCUCUUUGCGUUCACACGCUCCUCCGGCAAAUAUCAGGAGUUUUUCAGGAAUUGUCUGCAGGUGUGAAAGCACCUAUAUUGUAUAUAUCUAUUUUAUGUUUCCUUUUGAAUGUGCAUGUAUAUAAAAAGCAAAACAAGAAUAUGUCAGCGUGUCAUACAGAAUAUCAGAUAUUUAAUAAACAGUUGUUCCAAACUUCUUCAGUAGAUUGAUUUCUCUGAUGUGGGAUCAGUUUGAUAAAUCUUUGUAUUAAGCGCCAUUUUCCUGUAAUAAGUUUGUUAUUGUUUGAAUUAUAUAAUUAGCAGUACAGCAGAGAAUAUAUUGGUGUUUAUCUCGGGAAUAUUGAUGAAUAUUUACUGUGAUUAUUUCUGUAUUUUACUCUGAAGAUUUGUUGUCAGACUUCCGUAGUCACGUGAUCAAGAGACAGGAAGUGAAGUGUAUUGUUGUGAGUUACGCUGUCGACGUAAAUAAACGAGUGACGGCGGAGCAAC
Labrus mixtus (cuckoo wrasse) is the source of this 3295-nucleotide messenger RNA. Its product is annotated as E3 ubiquitin-protein ligase TRIM21-like. The record is from RefSeq and is a predicted model, not a curated record. Lineage: Eukaryota; Metazoa; Chordata; Actinopteri; Labriformes; Labridae. The transcript has 2 exons. Gene Ontology annotation, molecular function: protein binding; zinc ion binding. Bases 187 to 1830 code for a protein of 547 amino acids.